AUGGCAAAGCGCAAUGCAAAACGGGAGCCUGUGAAAGAGGUUGAGUCUGAAAGUGAAGAUGAGCUUGAAGAACUCAACUUGGACGAUGAAGCAAGCUCGGACGACGCGGACAGCGAUGUCGACGCCGACGGCGAGGACGAGAGUGACGAGGAGGAGGACGCAGGCACAGCUUCAGACGCAGGCGAAGACGACGAAAUUGAUGACGCCAUACUGGAGCUUAUGGCUGCCCAGGCUGAGCGAGCGCAAAGGAGGGCCGCCGCCAGGACGACAGCUUCAGAAGGCGAUGAGCCGGAAGAAAGGCGAGCAGCCCGGCCGCGUUUCCAAUUACAAGCUUUCACGCCGCUACAGGCCUCCACACGAACCGUAGGGAAGUCGCGAAUGGCCGCCACCGCAGCGGCAGUAGCAGCCGAUGAGGAAGGAGCGGCAGUAGCAGCCGAUGAGGAAGGAGCGGCAGUAGCAGCCGGGAGAGGGGCUGGGGGUGAGGGGGGGCCCGGGGCGGAAGAGGGGGAUGCUGACGAGCGAGGGGAAGGACGUGUUCCGGAUCCAGGCAGCGAUUCCAGCGAGGACGAGCGACCUAACCGAAAUACCGUUGGUGCGGUGCCCCUGGAGUGGUACAAGGACGAGGAACACAUUGGUUACGACAUUGACGGCCGCCGGAUCGCACGGUCUGUACGGAAAGACAAGCUGCAGCAGCUGCUGGACCGAAACGACUCCAAAAAGGUGAAUCCGUACGAGCCGUACAAUGACUACUUCAGCCGGGAGAGGGAGAUGAUGCCCAUUGUGGACCGGCCCGAACCCAAGAGCCGAUUCGUGCCGUCCAAAUGGGAGGAGAAAAAAAUUGUGAAGCUGGUGCGGGCCAUCCGUAAGGGCUGGAUCCGCAUAGGGCCCCAGAAGCUCCGCGACCCCGAAGAUCUAGAAGAUUCCCAGCCGCCCGCCUACUUGCUGUGGGCGGAUGACGGGACCGUGGAGGGCGGGGAGGGGGGCCCGGGGGGGAGGAGCGGCAGCGGGUUGACCUACAUUCCGGCUCCGAAACCGCAGUUGCCGGGUCACGCGGAUUCGUACAACCCCCCGGCGGAGUACCUUCCCACGGAGGAGGAGAUGUCCGCCUGGCGGCUAGCCGACCCGGAGGACCGCCCCCGCCACCUGCCCACCGCCUUCCCCUCCCUGCGUGCCGUACCGGCGUACGGCGACUUCAUCAAGGAGCGGUUUGAGAGGUGUCUGGACUUGUACCUGUGCCCGAGAGUCCGGAGGAAGAGUGGGGGCCAGGACGGAACCAUGAGGCUGUGGGAGGUCCGUACAGGUCGUUGUUGGCGCACAUGGCAGUUGGGUGCGGGCCCCGUUGCGGCCGUGUCUUGGUGCCCCAACCCGGCUCUCCGGCUGGUCAGCGGUGUGGUGGGUAGCAGUGUGGUGCUGGUGGGCAGCGGCACGGGGGCGGAGGAGGCGGAGGAGGCGGCGGCGCAGGUGCUGCAGGUUGCGAGCACUAGCGGACGACAUGGCGCCGAUGACCAGGGCGCCACUGACCCAGGGGUCGGUCCCGAGCCAUCUCCAGGCGAGUUGGCCGUGUGGCGGUCCCGUGGGUCGGCAGUUGGCGGAGGGCUGGAGAUACGACUGAGGUUCCCGGUCAAGUCGCUGAGCUGGCACUCCCGGGGCGACUACUUUGCGAGUGUGGCACCGGCGGGGAACACACAGGCAGUUGUCGUACACCAGCUGAGUAAGAGGGCAUCCCAGAACCCGUUCCGUAAGAACCGGGGGCGGGUGGUGCGGGUGGCCUUCCACCCCUCCAAACCCUUCUUCUUCGUGGCGACACAAAACCACGUACGGGUGUACAACCUCGCCAAGCAGGCUCUUGCCAAGAAGCUGCUGGGGGGAGCGCCACCCUAUCCUUGCGAGUCCUGCCGCCGCCCGGUUUCGUUAUCCAACCACCAUCUGGUAUACAGCCUGGUCCAGGCCCUAUGCGGAAAUGUGUUUUACGGCAUGGUGUACGGCGACUUGCUGACCAACCCGCUCAUCGUCCCCGUCAAGAUCUUGCGCGGGGACCACUCGGUGGUCCGCAGUGAGGGGGUGCUGGACUGCGCCUUCCACCCCAACCAGCCCUGGAUAUUUACUGCGGGAGCGGAUGCCAAGAUCUUGCUGUACUGCAACUGA
Messenger RNA from Volvox carteri f. nagariensis, 2145 nucleotides. RefSeq lists its product as uncharacterized. Gene Ontology annotation, biological process: ribosome biogenesis; maturation of LSU-rRNA from tricistronic rRNA transcript (SSU-rRNA, 5.8S rRNA, LSU-rRNA). Gene Ontology annotation, molecular function: protein binding; ribonucleoprotein complex binding. NCBI's taxonomy places the organism in Eukaryota, Viridiplantae, Chlorophyta, Chlorophyceae, Chlamydomonadales, Volvocaceae. The record is from RefSeq and is a predicted model, not a curated record. Bases 1 to 2145 code for a protein of 714 amino acids. The transcript has 12 exons. Gene Ontology annotation, cellular component: preribosome, large subunit precursor; PeBoW complex.